UGGAGGCCAUAGUGGAGUUUGAUUACCAGGCCCAGCACGACGAUGAGCUGACAAUCAGCGUGGGUGAGGUCAUCACCAACAUCAGGAAGGAGGAUGGAGGCUGGUGGGAGGGACAGAUCAACGGCAGGAGAGGUUUGUUCCCUGACAACUUUGUAAGAGAAAUAAAGAAAGAUAUGAAGAAAGACCCUCUCUCCAACAAAGCUCCGGAAAAGCCCAUGCACGAUGUGUCCAGUGGAAACUCUUUGCUGUCUUCUGAAACAAUUUUAAGAACCAAUAAGCGAGGGGAGCGACGGAGGCGCCGAUGCCAGGUGGCGUUCAGCUACCUGCCCCAGAAUGAUGACGAGCUUGAGCUGAAAGUCGGUGACAUCAUAGAGGUGGUAGGAGAGGUGGAGGAAGGAUGGUGGGAAGGUGUUCUCAAUGGGAAGACUGGAAUGUUUCCUUCCAACUUCAUCAAGGAGCUGUCAGGGGAAUCAGAUGAACUGGGCAUUUCCCAGGAUGAGCAGAUGUCCAAGUCAAGGCCUGAAGGUCUCCCUCCAGUUUCUCUGCUGCCCUUUCCAGCUCAUGGAGCAAAAGGAAAGACUACCUUUGAAGGGACAAUUCUGUAUCGAGCUGCACCUGGAAAGACGGAGGGCCACAGACGCUAUUACAGCUUAAGGGAAACCACAGGCUCCGAGAGUGAUGGAGGUGACUCCAGCAGUACCAAGUCUGAAGGUGCCAACGGGACAAUGGCAACUGCAGCCAUCCAGCCCAAGAAAGUUAAGGGAGUGGGCUUUGGAGAUAUUUUCAAAGACAAGCCAAUCAAACUAAGACCAAGGUCAAUUGAAGUAGAAAACGACUUUCUGCCAGUAGAAAAGACUAUUGGGAAGAAAUUGCCUCCAGCUACAGUGACUCCAGACCCAUCGAAAACAGAAAUGGACAGCAGGACAAAGAGCAAAGAUUACUGCAAAGUAAUAUUUCCAUAUGAGGCACAGAAUGACGAUUAAUUGACAAUCAAAGAAGGAGAUAUAGUAACUCUCAUCAAUAAGGACUGCAUCGAUGUUGGCUGGUGGGAAGGAGAGCUCAAUGGCAGACGAGGCGUGUUCCCUGAUAACUUCGUGAAGUUACUUCCACCGGACUUUGACAAGGAGGGGAAUAGGCCCAAGAAACCACCACCUCCAUCUGCUCCUGUCAUCAAACAAGGCGCAGGUACAACAGAGAGAAAACAUGAACUUAAAAAGAUACCUCCUGAAAGACCAGAAACGCUGCCAAACAGAACAGAAGAAAAAGAAAGACCAGAGAGAGAGCCAAAACUGGACUUACAGAAGCCCUCCGUUCCUGCCAUCCCACCAAAAAAGCCUCGGCCACCUAAGACCAAUUCUCUCAACAGACCUGGUGCACUGCCCCCAAGAAGGCCAGAGCGACCAGUGGGCCCACUGACUCAUACCAGGGGUGACGGUCCAAAGAUUGAAUUGACGGGCAGUACGCUAGCCAGCAUCCUGGACAAGGAUCUCUCGGAUCGCAGCAAUGACAUUGACCUAGAAGGUUUUGACUCCGUGGUAUCCUCUACUGAGAAACUCAGUCACCCAACCACAAGCAGACCAAAAGCUACAGGGAGGCGGCCCCCAUCCCAGUCGCUCACAUCUGUGUCUGACAACAAGGCAUCCCUGCCGCCCAAGCCAGGGACCAUGGCAGCAGGCGGCGGCAGACCAGCCUCUCUGUCCUCGGUGGCAUCCUCCCCACUGUCAUCCUCUUUGGGAACAGCUGGACACAGAGCCAACUCCCCAUCUCUGUUCAGCACAGAAGGAAAACCAAAGAUGGAGCCUGUAGCCAGCAGCCAGGCGGCUGUGGAGGAGCUAAGGACACAGGUCCGCGAGCUAAGGAGCAUCAUUGAGACCAUGAAGGACCAGCAGAAACGAGAGAUUAAGCAGUUACUGUCAGAGUUGGAUGAAGAGAAGAAAAUCCGGCUUCGGUUGCAGAUGGAAGUGAAUGACAUAAAGAAAGCUCUUCAAUCAAAAUGAAUACUUGAUAACUGAGAUGUCUCAUUAUUCAUCCUGAGUCCAAGACUCAAAUUUUCUGCCCCAGCCAAAAUAAUCUUGUGCCAAAAGAUUAAAGGUUUGCCUCAACAUGUCCCUGUUUGAAAGAUUAGCACAAAAGUCUUGAUAGCACAACACAAAUUCCAUCCAAGAGGAGAAUCUUCCCCAUGGUGUAGUCCUGGGUCUGGCACUGGUUGUGACUUAGAGCAAAUUGUGCUACAGGCUUUUCUACCUUGAGAUCUCAUGCGAAACGAAAACUCAGGCAGUUUAGUCCAUAGUGGUACUAUUUUGAUGAUAUUUUCCAUUAAUAAAAUGUAACUUCAGAUUAUUCGUUUACAAGCUUUAUAAUUUUAUGAGUUUUUAAUCAUGUUUUGUCACUGAUGCCCCUAGUGUUUGUACUACACCUAGUCAGAAGCGAGUGUCUUAUUCUUUGGCUUCAGGUGAAAGCUGCCUCGCUUUGUGUUCCCCUUUAGGAUUCUAUUACAUAUGCAAUUUUAGAUCCAACCCAUCCCUUCCCCUGCCAACAGACCCCGCCACCCUAAGAGAAAUUUUAGCUUAUAUAUGAUGGUAUAUUUACAAAAAAAAAGAGAGAGAGAGAGAGAAAAUCUGGUAUUUGCAAUGAUCUGUGCCUUCUUUUUACCACCCUCUUGAUUGGAGCUUUUGUGAUGCAGCUACCAUGAUUCAAAAAAAAGAAAAAAAGAAAAAAAAAAAAGAAAGAAAGAAAAAUCUGCCACUUAUCUAAGUCCACUAGAGGCCACUGUCUUCACAGCUUCUCUCACCCUAGCCAAAGGUCCUAAGAGGAGAUAGCUGAGAAGUUGGGCUCUGUGGUACCAGCUGUGACUUUUUCAGUUCCUCCUACUUUUAGGUUGUUCAUGAAACUAGAAAUGUCAUCCCUGCUUGAUUUUUCAUCAGCCAAGUUAAACCCCUGCUUCCUGUCCUUUGCACCUUUUGCGUGAACAGAAUAUGCAUUAUUAAAGCAAAAAUAAAUAAAAGUAAAAUGCAAAUGAAAA
This is a messenger RNA of Ictidomys tridecemlineatus (thirteen-lined ground squirrel), 3022 nucleotides long. The record is from RefSeq and is a predicted model, not a curated record. Lineage: Eukaryota; Metazoa; Chordata; Mammalia; Rodentia; Sciuridae.